AUGUCAGCCAAAAAGCCGAACCCAAGAACUGUGAUCGCGAAUAUUUCUCCCUCCUCUUCUUCAGAGUCCGACUCAGAAGCACAAGUGUCACUAAAUGGCUAUGCCAAUGGAGUAAUGAAAAAGCAGUCUCGGCUUUCACGUACACAGAAAUUCAUGGCCCAAGAUGUUCAUGAAGACUGGGCCGACGUGAUCCUGAUAAUUCUCAGUUUUAUCUCUGGCAUGGUCGACUCAGCAGUCUUUAACACAUGGAGUUGCUUCGUGAGUAUGCAGACAGGCAAUACUGUCUACGUUGGCCUCGGUGUGUCAGGACAGCCACACAGCCAACCAUACCGAUGGGUCAAAUCCAGCACUGCAAUUGCAUCCUUCUGCUUCGGCUGCUUCUUCUUCUCUCGAGCCUCUCGUGUACUUGGACCACUCAAACGUGGUACCAUGGUCUCUUCUUGCAUAUUUCAGGCAUUCCUAUGCUUUGCGGCGGUCGCAAUGGUCAUCACUGGCUUCGUGCCGAAGGACGCGGGUGACAGACUGCCUCAUGACUUCAUAGUCUUGCUACCACUCAGCCUUCUGAGUUUCCAGUCCGCAGGACAAAUUGUCAUGUCACGCUUUUUAGGCUAUAAUGAGCUUCCAACUGUUGUCUUGACAUCGACUUACUGUGAUUUGUUCAUGGACGCGAGUCUGUUUACUCUUCCAGUAGCUCGUGGAGGUAACCUCAAGCGUAAUCGAAGAUUUGUGUCUGCCUUCGCUCUGGUCAUCGGGGCUGCGAUCAGCGGCUUCCUCACACAGAGUGGUGAUAUCGCACACCCUCUUUGGAUCACUGGAGUGCUGAAGAUCAUUAUUGCUGCCGUGUGGGUAUCAUGGCAGGGAAAGGGAACCAUUCGGCUGGAAUAG
Messenger RNA from Exophiala bonariae, 885 nucleotides. RefSeq lists its product as uncharacterized. The record is from RefSeq and is a predicted model, not a curated record. The coding region runs from base 1 to 885 and encodes 294 amino acids. The transcript has 4 exons. Lineage: Eukaryota; Fungi; Ascomycota; Eurotiomycetes; Chaetothyriales; Herpotrichiellaceae.